AUGGCAGAAGGGAAUCACACUGAGGCAACUGAGUUCCUCUUGUUGGGAUUCACAGGCAACCCAAAGCUAGAAAUGUUCCUUUUUGUGUUCUUUCUCUUCAUCUAUAUGGUCAUCCUGCUGGGAAACCUUGGGAUGGUCAUAUUGAUCAGGAUUGACUCCCAGCUUCAUACCCCCAUGUACUUUUUCAUCAGCAAUCUGGCUUUCUUGGAUGUUGGAAUCUCCACCAUCGUUGCUCCCAAAAUGCUAAUGACCUUACGUGCAACAAGAAAAACUAUUUCAUUCACUGGAUGUGGUGUACAGUCCUUCUUGUUCUGUGUUGUUGUGACCUGUGAAUGCUGCCUGUUAGCAGUGAUGGCAUAUGAUCGAUUCGUAGCCAUCUGCAGCCCACUGUUUUACCCUGUCAUCAUGUCUAAAUGGUUCUGCAUGCUACUGGUCUUGGCCUCACAUCUAGUGAGCUACCUUUAUGCAAUAAUUCAGACUAUAACUAUAUUCAGAUUGUCUUUCUGCCACUCCAACACCAUUAAUCAUUUCUUCUGUGAUACACCCCCACUUCUAAAGCUGUCCUGCUCUAACACCUAUAUCCCUGAUACUGUUCAUUUUAUUUGGUGCACUUUGACUGUAGCAUCAACUACUCUGAUUAUCUUCAUCUCCUACAUACACAUUCUGGUUGCUAUCCUAAGGAUCAGCUCUGCUCAGGGAAGGCACAAAGCCUUUUUCACCUGUGCCUCCCACCUGACAGCUGUUACCAUCUUCUAUGGAACAGGGUCUUUCAUGUAUUUAAGGCUCAGUUCAAAACACACCAUGGAUCAGGACAAAAUCAUUUCUGUGUUUUAUACUUUUGCAAUCCCCAUGGUGAACCCCAUGAUCUACAGUCUAAGGAACAAGGUGAAAGAGGCCUUCAAAAGGACUCUAAAAAGGAAGUUUUAUUCUCAGUGA
Molecule: messenger RNA, 936 nt
Organism: Alligator mississippiensis (American alligator)
Lineage: Eukaryota; Metazoa; Chordata; Crocodylia; Alligatoridae
Product: olfactory receptor 5AR1-like
Exons: 1
Coding region: 1-936 (311 amino acids)
Biological process (GO): G protein-coupled receptor signaling pathway; sensory perception of smell
Cellular component (GO): membrane
Molecular function (GO): G protein-coupled receptor activity; olfactory receptor activity; odorant binding
Source: RefSeq, a predicted model, not a curated record